AUGUCUUCUUUCAAAGUGGUUAUUGUCGGGGGUGGUCCUGUUGGCGCGUUGGCUGGACUAUACGCUGCCCAGCGGGGAUUUGAAGUUGAGAUUUAUGAAAUGCGAGACGAGUACAAUCAGCUUCAUACUGCGACUGCCUUCUCUACCAAGAGUAUCAGCCUGACCUUGUCUGAGCGAGGCAUCAAGUCAUUGCGUCAGAGUAAAUGCAAGAACCUGGCGGAAAGGAUCCUAUCCAAGACUGUCCCCGUGUACGGUCGAAUGGUACAUGGCAAGACCAAAGCAGGAUUGACCACGAGGCGGAUUCCAUAUGAUGUUCAUGGGCAGGCUCUUUAUGCUAUCAGCCGCUCGGAAAUUAAUUACAGCCUACUUCGAGAGCUGUCCAAAUUUCCCAAUGUCCGUGUCUUCUAUAAGCAUAAGCUCAGUGGCUUGGACAUGAAGCAGAAGUCUGCCACUUUCCAGAACAUCACCAAGACCCAUGAGCCGGACCAUGAAACCAAGUUUGAUUUACUCAUCGGGGCUGAUGGAGCCCAUUCGACGACUCGUUUCCACCUCUCCCGCUAUGCCAAAAUAAACAUCAGCCAGAAGUGGGAGGAUAUCUUCUGGUGCGAGCUCACCAUACCUUCAGGGCAUUCCCUUCCUCUGGACUGUCUUCAUAUGUGGCCCCAACACGAUUUUAUGUUGUUUGCUUGUCCAGAUAAGGAAGGAACACUUACCUGUAACCUAUUUGCCCCCGAAAGCGUCUUUGUGGAGCUGAAGUCAUCCGGAAGAAUUGUGGAGUUCUUCGAGAAACAUUUCCCUGGUAUUACACCGGACCUCAUCCCCACCGACAGCCUUCAAAAGCAGUUCCAGUCCAAUCUUCACCAUCCCAUGAUUGAUAUUCGGUGCUCUCCGUAUCAUUACCAGGACUCCUGUGUACUGAUUGGUGAUGCGGCGCAUGCCAUGGUCCCCUUCUACGGACAAGGCAUGAACACUGGCUUUGAAGAUGUCCGGAUCCUUUUCGAAGAUUUCCUAGAUCAAAGGAAAAACCUGCCUUCCUUGCCGUACGAUCUCUCUUUGACUCAUUUGGUACAACAAAAAGAGCCACUCGACACCCCCGCAGCCAUUGUGGGGGACUAUCUCGAGCAGUAUACCAAGUUCCGCCAGCCUGACGUCCACAUAAUCAACGAACUGGCCCUGCAGAACUACAAGGAGCUGAGACAAGGCGUUCUCAAAGUCUCCUACCGGGUCCGCAAGCAGAUUGAGGAAUUCUUGUGUUUCUAUGCGCCCCAGCUCGGCUGGGCCACCCAGUACCGGAUGGUGGCUUUUGAGACCAUGCGAUACACCGAGGUCUUGCGACAGGUCCGAAAGCAGGGGCUGAUAUUGAGCAGUGUGGCUUGGAGCUGUCUGGUAGCCUUUUCCAUUUUCUGUCUGUUUUCCCUCCACCUUUCAAAAGCUAUUGAUGUUUUGAUUUGA
Messenger RNA from Aspergillus sclerotioniger CBS 115572, 1452 nucleotides. Its product is annotated as FAD-dependent oxidoreductase. The coding region runs from base 1 to 1452 and encodes 483 amino acids. Lineage: Eukaryota; Fungi; Ascomycota; Eurotiomycetes; Eurotiales; Aspergillaceae. Gene Ontology annotation, biological process: quinolinate biosynthetic process; L-tryptophan catabolic process; NAD+ metabolic process. Gene Ontology annotation, molecular function: kynurenine 3-monooxygenase activity; NAD(P)H oxidase H2O2-forming activity; FAD binding. The transcript has 4 exons. Gene Ontology annotation, cellular component: mitochondrial outer membrane. The record is from RefSeq and is a predicted model, not a curated record.